Messenger RNA from Delphinapterus leucas (beluga whale), 2465 nucleotides. The record is from RefSeq and is a predicted model, not a curated record. Lineage: Eukaryota; Metazoa; Chordata; Mammalia; Artiodactyla; Monodontidae.
CGCCCAACCCCCUGACGUCCCCGCGUUGGUCAGGUCAGACCCUGAAGAUGACGGAGGUGGUCGGGGGACCCAGCGUUCCAGAACCCAGCGAGAUCCGGGCUCUAAAGCAGUGUCUCCUGUGCCGCAACCACAGCCGGGAACAGCACGGCGUGGCGGCCUCCUGCCUCGAGGAGCUGAGGAGCAAGGCUUGUGACAUUCUGGCCAUUGACAAGUCCCUGGCACCAGUCACCCUGGUCCUGGCAGAGGAUGGCACCAUAGUGGAUGAUGACGAUUACUUCCUGUGUCUUCCUGCCAAUACUAAGUUUGUGGCACUGGCUGGGAAUGAGAAGUGGGCUUACAACAAUUCAGAUGGAGGUACGGCUUGGAUUACCCAAGAGUCCUUUGACAGAGAUGAAACAGACAGCGGGGCAGGGUUGAAGUGGAAGAAUGUGGCCAGGCAGCUGAAAGAAGACCUGUCCAGCAUCAUCCUCCUGUCCGAGGAGGACCUCCAAGGGUGCAAUGGUGAACAAGCCAGACACAGUCCCUGCUCUAAUGGAACUCAAGUCCUGGUGGAAGGAGGCCGACAAAAUAAGCAGCAUGUCAGACAGGGCAGUGUGCCAAGAGUGGCGGGAAGGCUCCUGGAAGGAGGCGACCUUGUGAUGCUUAUUGAUGUCCCAUGUUCAGAGCUGGCUCAGGAACUCAGCCAAAGUCGUGUCGCAGUCCAGGGGCUCCAGAACACCCUCCAGCAGGUCCUUGACCAGAGAGAGGAAGCCCGUCAGUCCAAGCAGCUCUUGGAGCUUUACCUCCGGGCUUUGGAGAAGGAGGGCAGCAUCCUGUUGAAGCAGCAAGAGUCCAAAGCUGGCCUCGGUGAUGAGAGGGAUGCAGUUGACACGGGUAUUGGAGAGAGCUCCUCCGAAAUUGCACUUACGAGCCAGAUCCUUAAUGCGCUGAAGGAGAAACCCGCGCCAGAGCUGAGUUUGUCUAGUAAAGAUUUGGAGUUGGUUGCCAAGGAGGACCCUAAAGCACUGGCUGUUGCUUUGAACUGGGACAUAAAGAAGACGGAAGCUGUUCAACAGACCUGUAAUCAGGAACUUAGCCUGCGCCUCCAGCAGGUACAGAGCUUGUAUUCUCUGAGGAGCAUUUCAGCAAGGAGGAGUUCGCUGCCUGGAGAAGUGCAGAAUCCCAAACAAGCCAGACGAGACCCCACAUAGCCAGCAGCCAGAAACAUGCCAAAGAAAACCAGUGUGACCAGUGUCAGUGUCAGUAAAUACCUUCAGCCUAACCUUUGUAGCUCCCUACAUACUCCUCUACCCCCUGCCUUCGAGAAUGUUCUCCUGGAACAGGCUGGAAGACAGGCUUCAUGCCCUUUCCAGAAAAGCUAUUCCAGAUCUCCACAUGGGCUCUCUGACCUAUUUUGAACCAUAGAGCUGCACCAGCAAUAUCCCACCUCCUCUAACUGCAAAUUCUUAUGUUCUCUAACAGUAGUUGUAAAGGGCAGGGAAAAGAAAUUGUCAUAUUUCAGACCCACUAUUUUUUUUUUUUUACUUUUUUUUUCUUCUACAUCAUCAGAUAAAUGGUAUAUCUCUUUCAAGAUUCAAUCUGUUGAACUAUGCAACCAUCAUAGUAAUAGACCCACUAUUCUUAUUCUAAAGAUGGAACUGCAGAAUUUUAAACACAAAAUAACAGUAGAGAAGAUGACAUAUCAGAGUGUUGAUUAUGGCCACAAACUUGUUUCUCAAGUUAAGGAAUUUUUUCGUUUGUUUUAAAGGCACGUAUUAAAUUUGCAGACCAUAGGGACAUAUGGAGAGUAAUUCACCAUUUCUAAUAGCUAAUUCAGUAUUGUGAAAUUAUAUGCAUUACCACAGUGAAACUUUUCAGUUUUCUAAUGUGUUUUAUCAGCAGGGGGUAUAAAACGGUCAUUAAAUCAGUCUCCAUGAGAUAUGACUCCAGGUCUCUCUGGGUGCAAAGCAGAGACUUCUGGUUUAUAUCCCCGUUUCUGUACAAGCUUGUUCUUCGGGUUUUGUAAUCUACAAUGCAGUCUCUCUUGCAGGGAAAAGAUAAUUAGUUACUGACUUAUUUGACUUACUUUUUAAGCAUACUUUUUAAGCAUACUUAGAGGAAAACAGAAUGCUAUUAACCGAUACAUUGGCUAAUUAUUAAGUAAAGAAAUAUAACGAUAAGUAAGUCCUAGGGCGAGGGAGAGGUACAGAAAACAAACAGAACAAAAAGAACUGUUUCCUUCUGCUGUGCCCUUCCUCAAGGAGGACUCAGACCUACGCAGCGUGCUCUUACUAAUGCCUUACGUAUUUAGUUCUCACUUAUUAGCCCCAAUAUUUCUUUUUUAAUAGCAUAUUUUAUAAUGCCUUCUUAAUUAUCCUUAAAUGAAAGCCAGAGCUGAUAACCUACCUAUGUGCAUACCUUCAUCAACAUAAUACCCCCAAAUGUAGUAUUUCAGAAGAAAUAAAGGAAAAUAAUUUCCAACAAAA